Penicillium malachiteum is the source of this 1305-nucleotide messenger RNA. RefSeq lists its product as uncharacterized. Gene Ontology annotation, molecular function: transmembrane transporter activity. The coding region runs from base 1 to 1305 and encodes 434 amino acids. Gene Ontology annotation, cellular component: fungal-type vacuole membrane. Gene Ontology annotation, biological process: transmembrane transport. The transcript is spliced from 3 exons. The record is from RefSeq and is a predicted model, not a curated record. NCBI's taxonomy places the organism in Eukaryota, Fungi, Ascomycota, Eurotiomycetes, Eurotiales, Aspergillaceae.
AUGUCGCGGAUUAUGGACAUUGACUCACAGCCAAACUUAAAGUGUUUGUCUGACAGCGAUCCCACGGCCGGGACGGUUCCAGAAACACAGAAGGCGACCGUGCCCAACGACAAUGUUGCUGAAAAGCAGGACCAGGGCCAAACGAGCCACCCUGGAGCUCCACCAGAUGGAAUUGUCGUUACAUUCGGUGACUACCAGAACUUCUACGAGUCCGGCCAGCUCUUCGCCCAGACCUCAUCCAAUAUCUCAUGGAUUGGCUCGAUCCAAACAUUCUUGGUGUUUGCGACUGGAGCGGUGGCAGGCCCCAUUUUUGAUCGCGGCCAGCUGAGGCCCUUACUCAUCGUGGGGACGUUCUGUCUAGUAUUCGGUCAUAUGAUGCUUUCGCUUUGCAAGGAGUAUUGGCAAGCAUUGCUGGCCCAGGGGUCCAUGGUAGGCAUCGGUGCUGGCUGUCUAUUCGUGCCGUCGCUCGCUGUCAUGCAGCCCUACUUCAGUCGGCAUUUAGGUCUGGCGAUUGGAAUUGCAGCCACCGGAAGCUCGAUCGGUGGAGUGGUAUAUCCUGUCAUUUUCAUCAAUCUUAUUGACCGACUUGGUUUCGGAUGGACUGUUCGCAUCAUGGGUUUUGUGAGUCUGGGAACCCUGCCGAUCCCGAUCACUAUCUCCAAGAUGCGGGUUAAGCCAGCUGGAGUCCGUAAAAUGUUCGAUCUGUCUGCGUUUUUUGAUGGUCCAUACCUGCUGUGUAUAUUUGCCUGCUUCUUGGGGUAUACAGGCUGCUAUACAGCGUUUUAUUAUAUUUCACUGUAUGGGAAGAUGCGUGGGUGGAUGAGUCCUCACGCUUCUCUCUAUCUUGUGCCCAUUCUCAAUUCAUCCUCAAUCCUCGGCAGGACCAUUCCCAACUGGGUCUCAGACUGGACUGGACCGACGAAUGUUGUGAUUCCUGGGUCGUUUCCCACCGGCGUGGUUCUACUCUGCAAUCUGGCCGUUAGAAGUGAGGCUGGAAUCAUUUGCACGGCCAUAUUUACCGGAUUCUCCUCGGAUAUCUUCAUCGCCACCCCUCCGCUUCUCUUCGUUGCGCUCACCAAGGAUAAAUCCAAGAUCGGGACACGGAUGGGAAUGGCAUUCGCACUGCUUGGUCUUGGCGUCUUAACAGGAGGCUCGGGCAGUGGGGGCGUCCUUCAACGAAACCCAGACCAUCUGGACUGGACUGGCACCUGGACGUAUGGGGGUGUGUUCACUUUAGGAUCCGGGGUGUGUUUCCUCAUUUUGAGGAUCUGGUUGGCGGGGCUCAGAAUUAACAAGAGGGUUUAA